CUUAGCUUCGCCUGCACGAAAACAAAUUACAGUGGUAUGGGUCCUCCAAAUCAUUCGAGUUACCUGUAAAACACCCAUAAUGGUCGUGAGGGGAAGAACAAGAACUUUGAAGCUUGCGCCUCGAUCCAUAUAUGGAGAUCUUCCAAAUCGCGCUUGGUUCCUCAUCCUCACCAAUUGAACGAAUGUUACUUGCCUUACCCCAGCAUCUUUCACCGUGACUCUUAAAUUCAAAUAAUCGAUGACACAAGUUAUUCAAACUUACGACGGCCAUGGGACAUACUCCUGUUCGAAAUGUUCCGCAGUGGUGGCAUUACAAGAUGAAUUAAUUAGCAAAUCCUUCUCUGGUCGAGAUGGACGUGGUUUUCUCAUGCAUUCUGCGACAAAUGUCAAGCUCGGAAACAAGGAGGAACGUCCUCUACUAACAGGAGUGCACACAGUUGCAGACGUAUUCUGCGUCGGUUGUAAUGAACGGCUUGGGUGGUACUAUCAUAAAGCUUCAGAAUAUUCUCAGAAGUACAAAGAGGGUGCACCUCCUUUAUUACUUAUUAUAUUGCCUCUCUGAAUCUCCUUCCAAGGGAAAUACCUUCUGGAACGAGAGAAGUUGUUCAAGGAUAAUGCCUGGACGCUUGAUCGCAAGGAGUGAAUCGGUAGCGCGUACACUCGUUACUUUUGGAAAUGCAAUUCCUUUUCAACUGAUUCUCGUGGCAAUGAACUAGGAUCAGAACACGAAAGCGAGGCAUCUGAAGGAAAACCUUGGAAUGCUCGAUAUCUUUUGCUCGCAUCCUUCUCCAAAGGAUUAUGGUGGGUUUGUGCCACUCUACCACAUCGGACGCCGGCAAUAGGUGGAAAGUAUUGUUCCUUUAUACCUUACCAUCGGUUCGAUAAACUCGAUCUUCCUUCCCUUCUUCUACCCACUUGUUUGUACGAAUACAAGUCUGGUCAAUACAAAGUCCUUG
Molecule: messenger RNA, 956 nt
Organism: Marasmius oreades (fairy-ring Marasmius)
Lineage: Eukaryota; Fungi; Basidiomycota; Agaricomycetes; Agaricales; Marasmiaceae
Exons: 4
Coding region: 239-562 (107 amino acids)
Source: RefSeq, a predicted model, not a curated record